Messenger RNA from Schistocerca cancellata (South American locust), 3819 nucleotides. Its product is annotated as B-cell lymphoma/leukemia 11B-like. Gene Ontology annotation, biological process: regulation of transcription by RNA polymerase II. Bases 1 to 3819 code for a protein of 1272 amino acids. The record is from RefSeq and is a predicted model, not a curated record. Lineage: Eukaryota; Metazoa; Arthropoda; Insecta; Orthoptera; Acrididae. Gene Ontology annotation, molecular function: RNA polymerase II cis-regulatory region sequence-specific DNA binding; DNA-binding transcription factor activity. The transcript has 7 exons. Gene Ontology annotation, cellular component: nucleus.
AUGCGCGCCGCCCUGGACCCACCCCCGCCGCCUCGGCCAGUGGUCAGCACCCGGCCACCUGUUGAUGGGGGUGGCCACCCCCGCAGUCCGCGCGUGUCCAUGUCAGACGCCGAGUCGCCGCCCGGACAGGACACGCUGACAUGCGGCGGCUGCGCCAAGGCGUUCGCGCUCGCCGACAUCGUGCGCUUCAUCCAGCACAAGGUGCUCUCCUGCACCGCCGCCCCCGCCGCCUCCGCCGCCUCCACCACCGCCCCCGGCACGCCCUGCAACAACAACAACAACAACAGCGGCGCCGCCGCCAAGGACGACUACGACAGCGACGGCGGUAGCACCGGUGGGGUGGUGAGCUCUCGCCGGCCCAGCAUUUCGGCGCCCAUCACGACGCGGAAGGCGCGCCCCCCGCCCGCCGCCUCCCCGUCCGCCCCCGGGGGCGGCGAGGCGUCGCCGCUGCCGCUGCUGCCGAUGCUGUCGCCGCCGCCACCCAGCUCGACGCCCAAGCGUCGCGGCGCCGACAGCGACGACGAGGAAUCGCUGGCCGACGCGAAGCCGCCGCGCGGGCUCGUCAAGCUCGAGGACGCCGCCUCCUCUCCCGAGGACGCUGCCUCCGGCGUCAAGCGCUGCAAGACCGACGUCGCCGACGCCGAGUCCAACACCACCAACUCAGAACCCACCAGCCUGGUGUGCUACACGUGCAAGCUGCGGCUGCAGUCCGCGUGGCGCCUGGUGCAGCACGUCCAGACCUGCCACGGCGUCCGCCUCUACGAGUCCAGCCUCGUCGGGGGCGGCGUCGGGAGCGGGGGCCUGCCCUCGCCGCAGAGGCCCGCCGCGCCGCUGCCGCUGCCGCUGUCGCUGGCGCCCGGCGGCAGCUCGACGGCCGCCAACACGUCGGGGGGCUCGCUCUCGUCGGGCUCGUCGGCCUCGUCGGGCUCUCCCGUCUGCUCGUCGGUCGGGCCGGGAAACGGGCUGGGAGGCGCCGGGAGCACAAGCUGCCUCCUGCCCCCGCCCGGCGCCUCCUCUCUCCUCCAUCCCCCCUCCAGCUGCAGCAGCACCACCACCACCGGCUCGCCGCUACUCCUCCACCAGGUUCCGGGGACGACGCACCCCUUCCCGGCGGGCCUGUUCGCGCGGCCUUCUAGCCUGCCUCCGCCCCCGCCACCCCCGCUGCCACACCACGACCCGGCGGCGCCGUCGGCGUCUGCACCGUCAACGCCGAGCCACCACUUCCGUAGUAUGGAGCAGCUGGUGCAGGAGCAGCUGCGCCUCAACCCGCUGGCCGCUGCCGCCGCCGCCGUCGCAGCCGCUGCCGCCUCCUCCUCGUCGACGAGCUCCCCGUCGCCGUCGGCCGUCUCGUCGCUUGUCGCGUCGGCGUUCGCGCCGUCGGCGCAGCCGCUGGACAGGAUAGCGGCGGCCGUGGCCGCGGCGACCGCGGCCGUGCCCGGCGCCGGGGGGCGGGAGGCGGCGCCGCCCACGCUCGACUUCUACUCGCAGAGGCUGCGACAGCUGGCCGGCACCACCAGCCCGGGGGCCGGGGGCGGCGCUGGAGGCGGAGGUGGCCUGGCCACGUCGCCCUCGCCGCGCAAGCAGAUGCUGACGCCGCCCUUUGGCAGCCCACCCCCUCACCACCCCCAGCAGCGGCACGCCACGCCGCCCCCGUCACUGCCCCCCAUUCGGAGAAUGGACAAAGUGGUACAUUGCCAGCCCCAUACAGAGUUUAGACAGCUUGGACUUUGCCCGCAGCAGCAGCAGACGCCGCCCUCGGCAGGCAGCGACCAGCAGCCGGCGCCCGGAACGCCCACUCCGCGACCCUCAUCUCCGCGGACGCCGCCCACGGGCGCUGCGCCGACGCCCUCGGACUCCGGCACCGCCGCCCCCGACGACGCCGGCGCCGCCGCCCCCGCCGACGGCGGCGUCGCGCAGAGCGGGCCCCUCACACCGUCCGCCGAGCCCGGCUCUCCGGGGCCGGACGCAGUGCGCGCCUGCGAGUUCUGCGGCAAGAAGUUCCGCUUCCAGAGCAACCUGAUAGUGCACCGGCGCACCCACACGGGCGAGAAGCCGUACAAGUGCGCCGUCUGCAACCACGCGUGCACGCAGUCCUCCAAGCUGAAGCGCCACAUGAAGAUCCACCGGCACUCGGCGUCUGCGCUGGCGCGCGUCACGCGCAGCUCGGUCGCCGCCGCGGCCGCCGCCGCCGCCGCCUCCGACGGCUCCGCCCCCGACGCCACCUCGCACAACAACAACAACAACGGCAGCAACCACACGACGCCCGAAAACGCGUCGCGCACGGGGAGCGUCGAGGCGCUGGACGACGACGACGGCGACGAGGACGACGAAGACGAGGAGGAGGACGAAGACGAUGACGACGAUGAGGACGAGGAGGAGGAAGAGGAGGAGAUGGAGCUGGAGGAGGAGGACGAAGACGACCUGGACGACGACGACCUCGGGGACGGGGACGGCGACGCGCCCGAGGACCUCACCACCAAGUCGACGUCGUCCACCCCGCCGGGCAACGUCACGUCCGGUGGCGGCGGUCAAGGAGACGGCAAGUCCGGAAGCGGUGCGGGGACCCCGAGGCCCGCCUCCGGUGCGCCGGCCACGCCGAUGGACAAGAUCUCUAACCAGGGUUCACUCGUGGGCGAGCUGAUCGACAAGUUCGGCCUGAGCAACAUCCAGCAGUACAGCGAGGCGUACAAGCAGGCGCUGCAGGAGUCGGUGGUCGGUUCGCACCUGAUGCAGCUGAAGGAGGAGAUCCUCGCAGGGCACCACGGGCAGCACCGGUCCGCUCUCAUUUCGGACAACAACAACCAAAAACACCUGUCGACCAGUGCACUGCUGUCAGCGACGAGUAAGGAAAAUGGCCUCACUGUGGAGAAGUCGGCGGCAGCGAUGCGGUUCCGGGAGGAGUUCGCGAAAAAUAUGAUGGCUGCAGGCCAACCGCCUCUGGACUUAAUGGGAGCCCCUCACGGUCUGUUCGGCGCAGCUGCAGCCGCAGCUGCUGCCGCUGCCGCAUUCGACUCCUCUUCGCCGUCGGCCGGCGCCUACGACGCCGCCAGCAAGAGGAUCAAACUGGAGUUGGACCACCACACGUCAUCCGUGUCGCAGCCGGCGCGAAGCGACCGAGCCGGUGAAGGUCCGGGCAGCGGACUCUACGCCGGACUGUGGUUGCCGGCAAUGGCAGCGGCAGCCCACCACCGCGACCACCUCUUCGGCGGUGCAGGGGCGGGUGACACCGUGGAUCUCCUGGCGAACCACCACCGCAAGGACUCGCUGCUCAAGGUGGGCAAGUCCGGGCCCAGCCCGUCCACCCUCGCCGCGGCCCUCAACCUGGGCCUGCCGCCCACGUCGGCUGCGGCAGCGGCCGCCGCUGCAGUCGCCGCCCAGCAGCAGCAGCAACAGCAGCAGCAGUCCCUCAAGAAGGACACGCGCCGCAAUGACACCUGCGAGUUCUGCGGCAAGGUGUUCAAGAACUGCAGCAACCUGACCGUGCACCGACGCUCGCACACGGGAGAGAAGCCCUACAAGUGCGAGCUGUGCUCGUACGCGUGUGCCCAGUCGUCCAAGCUGACGCGCCACAUGAAGACGCACGGCCGCCUGGGUAAGGAUGUGUACCGCUGCCGUUUCUGCGAGAUGCCCUUCUCUGUGCCGUCGACGCUCGAGAAGCACAUGCGCAAGUGUGUGGUGAACCAGAACAGCAAAGCGGCAGCCGCAGCCGCGGCGGCGGCGGCAGCAGCGGCGGCGGCGGCCGCCGGGGGCGGACACCUGCCGCUGGUCGGAGACGACACCGGCGACUCGUCCGCCUCCGCCACCAAGGACGCCACAUGA